Molecule: messenger RNA, 468 nt
Organism: Penicillium argentinense
Lineage: Eukaryota; Fungi; Ascomycota; Eurotiomycetes; Eurotiales; Aspergillaceae
Product: FAD-dependent oxidoreductase
Exons: 1
Coding region: 1-468 (155 amino acids)
Molecular function (GO): FAD binding
Source: RefSeq, a predicted model, not a curated record
AUGUACUGGGUUCUUGUCGCCCACCGCUCCAAGAGUCCAUCCUCCGACCAAAAAUCAUGGCCCCCAUCUUCCACGGAGGCAGCCGAACUUGCAACCCAGCUCAUCAGCUCCUGGAACCCAUAUACACGGACUAUCUUCGAGAUGUCAGAUGUGAGCCAAACAUCCAUCCGCUCACUGCUGUCUGCGGUCCCGGCAAUGCCACCAUGGAGACCGUCAUCUCGAGUCACUCUGCUCGACGACGCAGCUCAUGUUAUGCCCCCCACUGGAGCCAUGGGAGCCAAUACUGCUCUGCGAGAUGCGGCUGAUCUGGCACGCCAGGUUGUUGCUGCUGGUGGUGCUCGAAAUGUGAGUAGGGAGGUCAUUGGAUCCUAUGAGUCAGGUAUGAGAGAUUUCGUCAAGAUGGCUAUAGAGAUGAGCUGGAGGGGUGGUAUGAGGAGCUUUGGACUUAGGCCCAGUGGAGGAAUAUGA